Molecule: messenger RNA, 2758 nt
Organism: Capra hircus (goat)
Lineage: Eukaryota; Metazoa; Chordata; Mammalia; Artiodactyla; Bovidae
Product: serine protease 44-like
Exons: 5
Coding region: 1189-2142 (317 amino acids)
Biological process (GO): proteolysis
Molecular function (GO): serine-type endopeptidase activity
Source: RefSeq, a predicted model, not a curated record
CCCACCAGGCUCCCCUGUCCCUGGGAUUCUCCAGGCGAGAGUACUGGAGUGGGAUGCACAACUGAACACAGUGCAGUUAAAUAAAGUUGUUAAAGAGCCUAUGGAAAAUCAACAAUCUCAGGGAAUCUGUGUGAGACACAUUCUGUUCAUGAGCCACAUAGCAAUAAUAUUAAAAUCAAUUUUUAAAAAUCCCAUAUUUCUGAAACAAAGUCAAAACCGUAGUGAAUGGCCAUCCUUUAAAAGGGAAAUCAUGAGGAAAUUAUAACUUUCCAGUUUCCCGUAAUUGGUCCCCUGUGCUUCGCCUUUUAAAGGCGUUUCCUUAUGUAUCUUGUUAACAUAUUAUCCCAGCUUUUUUUGGGUUUCUUUUGCACCAGUGUGUCCUGGCAUUCCGCUUUCUGUCUCUUUACUUCCCAGGUGUCUGUAUCUCCGUGUAAAUUUGUGUCUUCAGUGAUCUACUUCUGGACCUUGCCUUUUCCUCCAGUUUGAAAGUAGUUGUUUGGGAUGUUCAACUCAUUCACGUUUUUUUGCAGACGCUAUUAUAUUCGGGCUGGAAACUGCCAUGUUGUCCCGUGUUUUCCUAAUAUCAUACUUCUAUUUGUGUUUCUUUUAUGUUUCACUGGGCAGAUCGCAUUUCUUCUUCUUCUUCUUCUUUUUUAAGUCUCCAGUGUUUAGAUCACGCUAAGGCAUCUAAUUCCUGAUAUCUCUACUUUAAGGUGGAGAACUUAAUUACGAGUUCAAGGGUGGACUGAAGAAGCAUGGCUGAAGAAGCAGAAAGUGAAGAUGUUGGAGCCGCAGGCCCCGGCUCUGUGUUCCCUCCAACCGGAGGGCAGGCGCGUAGCCCCCACGAGGGGGCGCCGCAGAGCGCGGAGGCGGCUAGAGGCGGCCAUGGCGUCUCUGGGAGUUCCCCGCGGCGGCGGCGGCAGCUCCUUAGGCCUUCUGGUCUGGCUCUUGUUCCUUUGGCCACAGCUCUGUGAGACAGGGCCGGCAAGGACUGGAGGUGGCUAGGCUGCACUGAUGCAUGGCAGCUGGGGCUGACGGCUGGACUAGGGCUGGGGGACGGAAGGGGGAGCUGGGGAUGGUGCCCUGGGCAGAGGCCGGUGCUGACGGGCCGCACUCCAGGCCGCUCCUUUUCUCACUGGUCCCUGGCCUCCCUCAGGUGAGCGUGCCAGACCCAAGGAGGAUUCUGCAAUGAGCCGGGCAAACGCAGAGGCCCCCUCAGCUCCAGGACCCCUGAAAUCUGAGGCGGUUCCAACUGCUCCAGGGCUGCCUACACCCCCAGUGGAAGAUGUUCUGCAGACCCCGCCUCCCUUUGGAGGGUCGUUCGUACCAGGAACAUGUGGCCAUCGGAAGAUGAGGAUAGUUGGUGGAAUGCCAGCCCCAGACAGAAAGUGGCCCUGGCAGGUGAGCCUGCAGAUCAACAAUGUACACGUGUGCGGAGGCUCCCUCAUUGCCCCGCGGUGGGUACUGACUGCAGCUCACUGCAUAUUUGGCUUUGAGGAAUAUACAGUGCGGAUGGGAAGCACACUGUUACGUCCCCAAUUGGGAAUGGUCAUUCCAGUUCGAGACAUCGUUUGCCAUAGCUUUUAUGAUGUUAGAACUUUGAUUAAUGACAUAGCUCUUGUUCUGCUGGCCCACUCUGUGAAUUAUUCUGCAUCCAUCCAGCCAGUGUGUCUCCCUGUAAAGAAUUUUGAAGCGGAAACUGGGACACGGUGCUGGGUGACUGGAUGGGGCCAACUGAAGGAAGACGCCAAAGUGCUGCCAGAAAUUCUUCAGGAGACUGACCAAAUCCUUCUUCGCCACACACUAUGUAAUAAGAAAUUGCAGACACAUUUAGGAUAUCGUCGUACAUUAGUUCGAAAAGGGAUGAUCUGUGGCUAUCACGAAUAUCUUAAAAGCCCCUGCAAGGGAGAUUCUGGGGGUCCCCUGGUCUGUGAAUUUGAUGACACCUGGGUCCAGGUGGGGAUUGUGAGUUGGGGCAUUGCCUGUGGUCGCAGUGAAUUGCCUAUAGUUUAUACAGAAGUUAGCUCCUACAAGGACUGGAUCACUGAUCACAUCAUUAAGGUGCCCUCCUGUGCCUCAGCUGGAUUCUUGAUCCUGUCACUGUCCCUGGUGUUGCCCCUGGGCCUCCUGGUGGCCCUGUGAUCACCCUGGUCCACGUUCCCCCCGUUUUUGAGUCUCACAUUAGCUCUGCCUCUGACCUCUCACUCCUACUCAGUGCUGUUUCCUCAAUUCCAUUUGGGAUCCACUGACCCUGUGGAGAUCCACAUGACAGAAAGUGGUAGCAAGGAAGGAACCCUGGAUGUUUCCCAGCCUGCUGUUCCAGGCACCUGCAUUAUCAUGCCUUCUUCUUGGCUGUGCUCUGCCUGCCGGGAAGGAGUGGGUGAAACCAUCCCAGCUGGAUGGACAGCAACCUGCCAGGUGAUGCUUCAUGAUUCUUUAUCUACGUCUGGGCAUCAUCUAACAAAGAAGAGACAUCAUCAACGGUGCAACAGCAUUAGACCUGACACUUUAUCAAACCAGUCUGCGUGGUGAUUGUUAGGAGAGACUGAGGAGGCCUCACCGUGUUCGCUUCUGACUCAGUUGUCUGGGUUAGCAGAAGGUCCCCUGCUGCCCAGUGUGGAUCCGAGUCCCCAUUCUUUGCCACACAAAUCUUCCUGGGGCAACUCAGUCUUGGAACCUUCUUCUCAGUGCUCCAGCGGUCACAUGCAAGCUCACCCCAAGUUGUGUUGAGGCAGUUAUGGAGUAUGGAGAUUUCUGA